AUUGAAAGUGUAUGGCAAAUUAUCAAUUACAUAGCUGAUAAAAAUGACGAAAAGUAUAAAAAAUUCAAUACAAAUGUCCGUGAUUGUAAAUUUGUACCACUUGUUGGGCUCGCAGCGCGAAUUGACAAAGUAUCAGAGAAUAAAGGAAGGCUUUAUUGUUUCCUUCCUUUACCAGAAAUAGAGGAUGACUUCUCAAUUUCGAUCAAUGGUUGCUUUGCCGUCAGCAAAAAUAGAAGACAUUUGGAAAGUUCCACGCAUGAAGAUUUGGCGUCAGAUGAUCUAUUACUCCGUAAAGGACUAUGGAAUAAAUAUUUAUUUGAAAAUGUUAUCCCAAUAGCAUGGAAAAAAUUUUUGUCCGAAGUGAAAAAUUACGUGUCAUUUGAACAAAUCUAUACACUUUGGCCAAUACCCUCCCAUGGAUCCUCCAAGAAUUUGGAUGUGAAACAUUGUCUAUGGGCCAAUCUUUUGCAGAAUGUCGUCGAUCAACUGGAUAUUAAUCUAGAAAUUUUUCGUGGUCCUUUAGAUUAUUUAUCAAUUAAUAAUGGAUAUUUUGCUGACAAAACUUUCAGCAAAUCACCAGAUUUAUUAAAAUUACUGGCUAAGUUAAAAUUUCCAGUUAUUGUGGAUAUUCCAGAAUCAAUCGUAAUUAAAUUAGAACAAAGUACUUUAAGAAAUCAAAUGAACUUCAUUACGCCUGAAAAAGUUUGUGAACAUCUUAGCGUUACCUACAUGCAUGCCGACAGUUAUAUUGAUUUUAAUGAUACUGAAAAGUUGCUCUUAUUGGAGUAUAUUCUUAGAGUUAAAGAUGUCAAUAAACUUCACGGGCUUCCUCUUCUUCCGGUCGGAAUUAAAACUUUCACCACUUUCAAAUCUCGGUGUCACAAUGAAUUUUAUUACAUUGCUAGCAAAAAAGAACACACGUUUAUUGAUAAAAAUUUCAUGAAAAAACUCGUGGACAGCACAAUUGGAAAAGAGCUUUUAAGAGUAUUACAUGAUUAUGCGGUAUAUAAUAAAGAUAUUAAUAUACAAAUUCUUUCAGAUGAAGUAUUUGCUAAAAUUCUCAAUAAAAAUAUAAUGUUUUAUAAAGUUGAAAAUUCUGAAACCGUCUUAUCAUCUCUUGAACUACAUAGUUCUUUCCCAUCAAAUCUUGUUCAAGCCAACCUUACUUAUGAUCAGAGAAAUAAAUUAACUCGUUACCUUGGUGAUUUGAAGCACGAGACUUACUACACAAUGGCUGCAAAUGUAAUAAAAUAUAUUCCAAUAUUUACCGAAGUGAACAGUACAAAUAUUAUAAAUAUUAGUUCAUUAAUUGAAUCUAAAAAAGAUUAUUUUUUACUUCCUAAAGAGGAUGAACGAUCUUGUGGUCGCAUUAUUUCACCUUCGACAUUUUUGGAAACUCGUACUUCUGAAGAUCUCCGUUUUCUUCUUGAAGAAGUACUCAAAGUUCGACGAUUGGAACAAGAAGAAUAUUGGAAAGAACAUGUCAUUAAGUAUUUAAAUUCACAAGAACCAAAAAUUAUGGAUGAGGUCAUAAAAGAACUUUUUAAGCGGUGGGAAAUUAUCGUUAAUGUAAAGGAAGAACUUAAAGAAAUAGAAUUCGUUACAACAACUUCAACUAAGAAACGGAGACCAAUUGAUAUUUUUAUUCCAUAUAAACAACUAGAAGAUUUUUUUUAUUCAGAUGAAUCAUUUUUUCCAACUGAUAAAUAUCGAACAGAUUAUCAUAAAUUACUUGAAUUGGGAAUGAAAGAAUUAAUGACUAUUAAUGAUGUAAUCGAUCGUAUAAAAAUAUAUACCUCAGAUAAUUAUAAAAAUGGGACGUAUAAAAAAUCCCUUUUAUUAUUAAGAUAUAUAGACAACAAUUAUGACGCCCUUAAUAAUGGCAAUAAUUCACGCAAAUUAUGGGAAGAAAUUACAACAAAAGCAUGGAUACCAGUCAAAAAUCCACAUGGGCAAUAUGCAUUUUCAAAAUUUUCAGAUUGUCGAGAUCUAUUACAUGCACUAUUUGUCUCUUGCGAAAUGCCAAUAGUUAAUUAUUUAAUUAAAAAUAAUAAUUUGCGCAAAAUCUUUAAAUGGGAUAAUAAUCCAUCAAUAAAUACCAUGAUAAAUCAGCUAUUUCAAUUAUUAAAAAAAUUUGAGAUACAAAAAAAGAAAGAAACAGAAGAUAAUAUUAAUAAAAUUUAUGAAUAUUUAAAUAACACUGUUGAUAAUUUCAUUGACUUUUUAAAGGAUAAAUUGUCAGAAGCAAAAUGGAUUCUAAAUGACGACAAAAUUUAUUCAACAGACACGUUAGUAUUUACUCUUCCAAACUGCCUUAUAGGCUUUAAAUGGAAUCCGGUUUCGAGACAUAAUAGAAAAUAUUACCAAAUACUUCUUGAAAAGCUUGGUGUUAAAGAAGAGCCUAAGACUUCUGAUUGUUUAGAAAUACUACGAAAUUUAAGCUUUAAGGAUAAAAAGUUUAAGAUAAUAGAAAUACUUGAAUAUUUAUCACACAAAAAUGAGGAUUUAAAAGGACUAUUCAUUCCGAAUAUGCUUAGUGAAAUGAUAGUUCAUGAAAACAUUCUUUAUAAUGAUAUUACUGACCAUGAGGAAUUAGUAAAAGAAAAUAGGAAUAUUCUAACGCAUCCUGAAAUUUCGAGUGAGCUAGCAAAAAGACUAAAGAUUAAAAAUUUCAGUGAAAAUUUUUUAAUAAAUAAAAUUCGUACUUUUGAUGCAGAAAUAACAGCAUUAUUUAAAAAAACUCUUGAAGGAUUUGGCCGUGAUGAAAUAGUAUUUCGAGAAUUUCUCAAAAAUGCAGAUGACGCAGGGGCAACACAAUUUUGUAUUAUCCUCGAUGAUAGUGAUUACAGAGGCUCUAAAUCAUUAAUAAAAAAAGAAAUGGACAGUUGGCAGGGACCUGCAAUAUGGUUAUAUAAUAAUAAAUCAUUUACCGAAGGUGAUUUCAAAUCAAUUAUCCAUGUUGAUUGCAACAAGAAACCAGACAAAAUCGGAAAAGAUGGACUUGGAUUUAUUUCAUGUUAUAAUUUAACAGAUUUACCACAAUUUAUAUCAAGUGAUAGAAUUGUAUUUUUCGACCCUCAAAGAAAAUUUCUUCCUGACAAUAAAUGUGGUAGUAUAUUCUAUUUUGACGAUUACUGUAAUGAAGAUCAAAGACAUGUCUUUAAUAUAUUUAGAAAUCAAUUUGAACCGUAUUUAAACCUUAAUGGAGAUAUAUUUGAACUUGACUUUAAUGAUAAAAAAUUCAAAGGAACUUUAUUUAGAUUACCACUUAGAACAGCAUCGAGUGAAAUUUCUGAUAAAAUAUAUAAAAUUGAUGAUAUUAAAAAAGUAUUGGAUAAUAUAAAGAAGAAUGUAACUUCUGAGUUGAUUUUUCUACGAAAUAUAGAAUCUAUCGAAGUUUACCGAAAAAAAGGUCCGCAUGAGAAUGCACAAAUUAUAUGGAAAGUUGAAAUUAAAAAGAAUGAUCCAGGCCGCAAAUUCUAUGGAGAGAAAUUGCAAGCAUUUCAAAUUGAUACACAAUUCACUGAAGGAGAUGAUUUAAACAGUAAAAAUUGGCUUAUAUGUUCCGGAGUAAAGACCUUUGGUUCAAAUUAUGAAUUUUUACCAAGUGAUACAUGGGGUGGAGUAGCAGCAGCUAUUUCAGAAAACUCAUUAGUUUAUGAAAAACAGCCCAAAAAUGGACAAUAUCAUUCACAUAUUUCUCUUAACUCCACAGGACUGUCUAUAAAUUUGCAUUCAAAUAAUUGGAAACUUUCACCAGAUCGAACUAGACUUGAUCUAAAUGAUACAGAGGCAUUACAAAACAUGAACAUUUUAACAGAAGUUCUUCCUCAACUUCAUGUAAAAUUUUAUAAAGAAUAUUUAAGAAGGCAACAAAAAGACAAUUUGCAAGUUAUUUCCAAAUUUUGGCCUUUUGACUCUAAAAUACCGGAUAAAUAUGGACAAAAAGUGCUUGAACUUGUGGCACGAGAAACUCACAAAAUAUUUUGGUCACCUUCUGAAGGUGGAUCAUAUAAUAGUUUUAAACACUGCUGUUUUAUAAACGAAAAAACGCCAGAAAAUAUUGCCAACUUCCUUAAUGAAGAAUAUCCUACAGUCUUAUUAGACCCUGUACAUUUAGAAAAAUUAGAAACUUAUGGAUUUAUACCUCAAAAAAUUAAUUCGCAAUUUGUAAGAAGCAUUUUGAAAGGUAAUAGAGUUGUAUUAGAUCCAUCCAAUUUAGACCUUCAAUUUUCUCUAUUAAAUUAUAUUCUUGAAGAUGAAUGUUAUGCAGAGCUUGAAGGCAUCGCGCUAGUUCCAUUAUUUAAAGAUAGAUUUGCUACAUUUCUUAGAAGUAUGAACUAUUGUAUUGCUUCAUUAGAACAAUUUGAAUUAUUUCCUAAUGCCGGACCAGAUCAUUUUAUUUCUGCUGAAAUAUUAAAAAGAAAAAAACUAUACGAAAAAUUCACUGAUAAAAAAUUCCUUACAGCUACAAAUAUUAAAAUAUUUAGUGAACUAUCUAUUAGAGACUUUUUAAUUAAAGAAUUAGAUAAGGUGUUUGAGCUAGAUUGGGAGCCUAAUUCAAGCUCAUUCCCAAAUAAAGAAUGGCUUAACGAAAUAUGGAAGUAUAUUUUAAAUAGUUCCUUGGAACCAUUUAAAUCAUUCCCUUUAUUAGAAGUAUAUAAUCCGAAUAGUCAACAUAAGCUUAUUAGUUUGGCAAAUGCAAAACAUAAACCUUUAUUAGCCUAUUCUGAUUCUACAAAAGAUAUACGUAUAAUUGAAGCAUUGGCAAAUAUUGGAAUUCGGUUCACCACACGUCAAUGUAAUGAGAAGCUUAAAGAAUAUAUUUUAACAUUAGAGCCGGAAAAUAUCUUAUCUAUGAUUGAAAAAUAUCAAUGCCACGAUAAACUUUCAAACGAUAAUGAAGCAAAAGAGAUCCUGAGUCAAUACUUUUGUCAAAAUUUGUCUUUAAUACAUAAUGUAGCUAAUAAAUUGAAAGAAUUACCCAUAUGGCCAACAUAUACUGUGAAUGCUGGAAAUAUAAUAUAUAAAUCUAUUUUAGAUGAUAAUGCAUAUUUAAUACCGACAAGACCAAGUUCAUCUAAACCAUUUACGUUUUAUCCGCCAAAGGAAUGCUGCACUUGUUAUUAUAAUACAACAAAUCGACCAAAUAUGCGUGAACUAUUAGAAUCUUUAUCCGCUAAAAAACAAAAUAAAUUGCUAUAUAUUAAGGAUGUCAUUGUUUCCGAUAUUUCAAUUCCUCAGAAUAUGCAAGAUGGCUAUUCGCAAUUCUUGAUUGACAUAUUCUCCGAUGACGAUAGCAUUAAUGAAAUUAAGAAUUAUAUAAAAGGAUUAAAAGCUAUUCCAAAUAAAGUCUUUAAACUUUGCUAUGCAGAGGACUUAUUUGAUGAAGACAAUCCUCUGUUUAAGUGUGUUUAUGAAGAUUCUAAUCUAUUUCUUCCAAGCAUUCUCCAAAAUAAUCAAAAACUCAAAGAAGAACUUAGGAAGAUAGGUUUUAAUCGUGAUGUUACCCCUGAAAUAUUUAUUAAAUGUGCGGAAGAGAUCCAAGUCAAUUUUAAGCGUGAAAAUGAUUUAAACAAGAAAAAGAAAAUUAAAAAUUCAGCAAACACAACAGUUUGCUAUUUUUAUGAAAAUCAAUCAGAGUUAAAUUUUUCGGAAGCCAAUUGGAAUAAAUUAUCAAAAAUUAAAUUUGUUCCAACCUCUAAAAAAGUUUUGAAAGUUCAAUACAAAUAUAGUCGUAAUUACAAUAGUGAAAAGUUACAAAGUUUUGAAAAUUUAUGUCUUUCAAAAUACAAAAACCUUGCAUGGACUCAAUUAUCAUUCUUUAAAAAUGAACCAGAUGAAGAAGUUUUAAAAAAUUAUCAUAGUCUUGGUUUGCCUACCAUUAAAACAAUAAUUAAUCAUUUAAAAACAAUUCAAGAAGAAGUUUCUAAAUCAGAUGAAUGGAAACAAAAAGAUAUAAAUGGUUGUUUGCUAUUUGAGAUAAUCAAAGAUAUUUAUAAAGAAUUGAACUCACGAUGUACUGAAAAUACAAAAGAAAUGUAUACUUGCUUUCCCAAAGAUGUUCCUCUAUUUUUGAAUAGUACUAAUCCAUUUGAUUCACCAAGUUGGGUUAUUGCUUCACAUCUUGAUAUAAAUAUUAAAAAAGACUAUAGUCCGAAAAGAAGAUCUGUUACUGAAUAUCUUCGAAAAUAUGAAAAACUUUUGACUUUAGUUGGAGUAAAUUUAGUAGAAAUUUCUGAUUGGUUUAAACCUAAACCUACUGUAUAUAGUUCUCAACAAUUGUCAAAGUCAAUUAUAAAAUUUUUAGAAGAAGGAAAGAAAACAAAGUUCAACAAUGUUUUAUUUAAAGUUAAAGAAGAAAAAUUUUAUGCAAAUUCAUCAAUAUUAGUUUGUGUAGCACCGUAUUUUGAAGAAAUAUUUUUCGAACAGGAAGAGAUAAUAUAUAAACUAACAUAUGAUGAUAUUGAGCCUAACUCAUUCAAUAUAUUAUUAAAUUGGUUAUAUGGUAAACCUUUCUCACAGGCUAUUCAUUGCAAUGGAAAGGCGAAAUAUAAUGAUGGAUUUUUUCAAAUAUGCAAAGAUCUACUAUUAGCAUCUGAAAAAUUUAAACUCAAAUCACUUAAAGACUUGAUAGAAUAUGAAUUGGCUGGAUACGUUAAGACGAACUUAGUUUAUGGUAUUCUGAUAAAAGUUAAAGAGUUGGCAGAGAAAUAUAAUUUUAAUGAUCUUUUUGAAUAUUGUAAACUA
This is a messenger RNA of Racocetra fulgida, 6750 nucleotides long. Lineage: Eukaryota; Fungi; Glomeromycota; Glomeromycetes; Diversisporales; Gigasporaceae. The record is from the annotation of a GenBank genome assembly.